CAGCGGUCGCAUAUUGAUGAUGUCACCUAAUGCUGACGCUGGUCUUUGACCGGAAUAUCUACCGUUAGCUAUAGUGCGGUAAUAUAAUCACCCAUUUAUUCAAAAUGAGUACUAUGUUCGCAGACACAAUACUUAUCGUCUUCAUAUCUGUUUGCACUGCGUUGUUGGCUGAAGGUAUAACCUGGGUGUUAGUAUACCGCACAGACAAGUACAAGAGGCUCAAGGCUGAAGUAGAAAAGCAAAGCAAAAAGCUGGAGAAGAAGAAGGAGACAAUUACAGAGUCUGCUGGACGUCAACAGAAGAAAAAGAUAGAGAGGCAGGAGGAGAAGCUCAAGAACAACAAUCGAGACCUGUCAAUGGUCCGAAUGAAGUCCAUGUUCGCCAUUGGUUUCUGCUUUACAGCAUUAAUGGGCAUGUUCAAUUCGAUCUUCGAUGGGCGAGUUGUAGCAAAGCUGCCGUUUGUUCCCCUGUCCUACAUCCAAGGCCUUUCUCACCGCAAUCUUCUGGGUGAAGAUUACACUGACUGUUCUUUCAUCUUCCUCUAUAUCCUGUGCACUAUGUCUAUUAGACAGAACAUCCAGAAGAUGCUGGGUCUGGCUCCAUCUCGUGCUGCCACCAAACAAGCUGGAGGGUUUUUGGGACCCCCUCCACAAGCUGCCAAGUUCUCAUAAACUCAUUAGGCAAUGCUUUGGACAGACUUGAUGCAACCAAAAACAAUCUUGACAAAAGAGAAAACAAUAUUUAAAUGCAGCAGCUAUCAAUGCCUGUUUUGACCUCACUGUAUAUAUUUUUUCCAUGUUUAGAUUUGACCUAAUGAUUUUACUCAAGCUCUGCAUAACUAAAAUGGUUCAACACUGGCAAAUACAUUUUCUUUACUUUAAGCUGUGUUGGAUAAUUAAUCACAUUUUCCCCCUACAUACAGUUUGAAAGUAGACCAGCUAAACAUAGACGGUAUCAUAAAGGAAAAACUGGGUCACCUGCUCUUAGCAAAAGCAGGGAAAUAGAUCAUGCUUUUAAAAUACUUUGAUAUUAGUUAUUUUAUAAAGAUCUUCUUUAUAGGAAAUUUGAGACAUACUGACCAGAGACUCUUCAAAUGUGAAUGAUAAUUGUGCUGUAUCAGAUUAGAACAGUAUUAGAAAUAAUUGUUUCUUCUAAAAGUCGACAUUUUAAAUGCCAUGUACAGUUUUCUAAAAUACUUAAAAAUAAUUUAAAGACUGUUGAAAGCAGCCUCCUUGCUUUUAAAAGAAGCCCACUAGCUCAGUGUUGGACCCCACAGACUAUCCAUAUUGUUCCGUUUUCUUGCCUCCCAACACCUGUAGCAGAUAUUGUCUGUUCUUCAUGGUUCAUUUUAGGCAUGAGGUCCCCAAGGACCAGUUUGGGGAACACUGUACUAGUUGAUCCCAUAGGCUUUGAUUUACAUUAUUUCAAUCUGCAUGCUACAGAUAAGAAGGAGUACUCACCUGGGUAAAUAGAAUAAAAAUCACCAAAUGUUCUUUUCAUUUUAAUUUGAGUACUUUGGUUAUGUAAUUCUAAUUCUUAUUUCUAUGGGUCACUACAUAACUGCACUACAUAAUGAUCAGAAUGUAAGUAUGGUCUUUUAUUAGAGUUUCUAGAUUAGUGACCUGACAAACUACUAUAUGUUCUCCAGUUUCUUUUUUAUUUUAAAUAUAAGACUAAUUCUUGGUUAGGACUUUAUUUAUGCAUACCUGUGAAUGUGUUGACUAGAAUAAGAGAGUAAGCUGUAUGGAUUAUAUUGCUGUAAGUUCACUUUUCUAAUUGUUUUAUGGUGCUUACACUUGGUGAAUAAAGUGGUAUAGGUAUCUCA
This is a messenger RNA of Pangasianodon hypophthalmus (striped catfish), 1825 nucleotides long. RefSeq names its product transmembrane and coiled-coil domains 1 (gene tmco1). Gene Ontology annotation, cellular component: endoplasmic reticulum membrane; endoplasmic reticulum; cytoplasm. The transcript is spliced from 7 exons. Gene Ontology annotation, biological process: endoplasmic reticulum calcium ion homeostasis. Bases 105 to 671 code for a protein of 188 amino acids. Gene Ontology annotation, molecular function: calcium channel activity. The record is from RefSeq and is a predicted model, not a curated record. Lineage: Eukaryota; Metazoa; Chordata; Actinopteri; Siluriformes; Pangasiidae.